Messenger RNA from Ascoidea rubescens DSM 1968, 9480 nucleotides. It is a transcript of the gene CDC39, whose product is annotated as CCR4-NOT core subunit CDC39. Gene Ontology annotation, biological process: nuclear-transcribed mRNA catabolic process, deadenylation-dependent decay. The record is from RefSeq and is a predicted model, not a curated record. Gene Ontology annotation, molecular function: molecular adaptor activity; mannosyltransferase activity. Bases 1 to 9480 code for a protein of 3159 amino acids. Gene Ontology annotation, cellular component: P-body; membrane; CCR4-NOT core complex. The transcript has 5 exons. Lineage: Eukaryota; Fungi; Ascomycota; Saccharomycetes; Ascoideales; Ascoideaceae.
AUGAACUCACGAAGACUUAGGCAAAUACAGUUGUUUGCAAUCGUAUCGCUAUCGGUGGUGUUGUUGUACAAGUUCAGUGCGUUCUCCAGCAAUACCACCAAGUACAGUUUGUCUCUCAGCAAUGCCACGACCCAGAGUGAUAUAACCGUCAAGUACAAUCGAGACCAGGACAAUAUACAGCAGUUUAGCGAGCAGUUUAAUUUCAAUCGCACCACAAAAAUUAUCACCACUCAUUUUGGGGUCCAGAAGAGGGAGACUGAUGUUUAUGGAGACAACAAAUAUGUGAUUUUUGAGCCAGUAUCGCCGUUGAGGAAUGUCUACUAUCCAGGCUAUGUGAAAGCAAAUGCGACGUUGUUUUCACUAGUGAGAAACAACGACAUAAUUGGACUAGUCUCCUCAAUUAUUUCUGUUGAAAACCGUUUCAACAAAUAUUACAAUUACGACUGGGUGAUUGUGACAGACAGAGGGUUUACGGCCAAUUUUAAGAAAAUCGUGGCCUCCUACUGUUCAGGAAAAGUGAUUUUUUACCAUUUGAACAAAAGACAGUAUUGGGUGAUACCCAACCAUGUGGACAAGAACUUGGCCAAAAAAUCAAGAAUAGCUUUGCGAAAGAAAGCCAAUUUAUUCCCAAAUAUCAAAAGAACCAACACUGAUAGUUUCAAGCACAUGUCUCGCUUUUAUUCGGGUUUGUUCUACAACAUUGAGCCUUUGUUGAACUAUUCUUCGUAUUGGAGAAUCGAACCCAAUAUCCAAUUGCAGUGCGAUAUCCAAGAGUAUGAUAUAUUAAAGGAAUUUGAAAAGGGCAGCUACAAGUUUGCAAUCAGCUUGAUAGAUACUGCUGACAAAUACAUGUCGGAAAAAAUAUGGAAUGUGACACUCAAAUAUUUAAAUGAUUUGAAGCAGAAUAAUAAGAGAGAAUUCAAAAGUUUGACCAGCUUUCAUAGCAAUUUGUUGAGGUUUGUUAGUGAUACUGAUGACAAUAUUUUAAAGGGAGACUAUAACGAUUGCGUGUUUUACACGGGAAAUGAAAUUGCAGACUUGAACUUUUUAAGAAGCGAGAAAUAUUGCAAAUUAUUUGAUCUUUUUGAUACCAACGGUGGUAUUUACUACAAUAACUGGCCUGAUUAUAUCAUCAGAACCAUAAUCAUGUCGUUGGUACUCGAUUUUAAAAAAGAUUUCUUGUUUCUUGACCAGCACUCUGGCAUACCACUAGGAUACUACAACCUUAAAGACAAUAAAAACAACUGUCCAUUGGCAAUUGUUGACGAUGAACUGAAUAGCAGUGGGGAGAAUAGCAAUAGAAAAAGCUUGUACGUGCAGAACAACUGCUACUGUGAUCCCAAAUUGAAUUCAAACUGGAAUUUGUAUGAAGAUUUAAAUGACUCUAUUGACGAGGAGUUGGACGCAGAAGAUUUGUAUAACCUAUUGAGAAGCAAUACCAACUACCAAAACAGAAAUAUUUUUGGCAAUUCAAACUCCUGCAUUGACAAGUUCUACAAAAGUUUGAAGAUCAACAAACCAGUGGAGGAAUUGAAGCAGUUGAACGAGAUUGUGAUCAAAGAGCAGAUUCUGAAACUAGAAAACGAAAAGUACAUUGAGGAAGAUCUACAAACCGUGGAAGAGCUCUUUAUUGACGACGAGUUAAACGAAAUCGAUGUCGAUGAGGAUUUGCAAGACUCCAUUGAAGAGCAGGAAGAGAGUCUCAACAACCAAGGGGACGGCGCUAAUCCCAACAUCAACAUCAAUAAUAAUAUCAAUAAUAACAACAACAACAAUAAUAAUAAUAACAACAGCAGCAGUAAUAGGUCGGCUUCAUCCACUCCUAUCAAUAUUAACUCUUUACUUCAAACAGCGGUUUUACCAAACCAAAAUAAAAACUUAUCCAAUAAUUCCAAUCAAUCGCUAUCUCAAAAUUCUUUAGACCUAAUUUCUACAAUAAGCGCUCAGCUAUUCUUGUUGGCUUCAUCCAUUAAUGACGAAACCUGGGACUCUACAGUAAGGCAAAUUUGCCAUUUAUCUCAAUCCAAUCCACCAGAAGUCUAUGCUACUUAUUUACGCCACUUAAUCAAUCAUUCUUCUACCGAAAUCUCUUCUGCUAAUAAUCAAUCAAAUAAUAAUAAUAAUAAUAAUAAUAAUAAUAAUAAUAAUAAUAAUAAUAAUAAUAAUAAUUACAUUUCUAAUCCUAAUGCUUCAUUCAACUUUAAAUCUCCUCUUGAAAAGUUAAUCUUCCAAGAAUUGAAUUUGAUUACCGAAAAUCCUAUCAACUUAAAAAAAUUCUUUCUCGCCGUUCAAAUUGAGAAUAAUUUUUUAUCACAAUUCACUUGGGAGACCUUUUUACACCACUUCCAAUUAGACAAUUAUCAAAAGUUCUUAUUAUCUUUAACUUUUCAUACAAACUUAAACACUUUAUCCCAUAACAAUGAUUUCGGCAUUGAUGCCUUUGACAAUAAUCAACAAAAAAAAUUAGAUCCCAUCCUUCUUGAACAAUCCGCUCAAUCCUUAAUCAAAUACUUACCUUCCAUUUUGGAAUGCUUAAAAGACAAAUCCUAUAGAUUUCAUAAUCUAAAUAACCCCCAGGUUCUUAUUGACUUGUUUCGUUUGCUAUGCUCAAUAUCCUCCUCUUCAUACUUGAAAACUGAUUCCGAUAUAAUCAUUUUCCCCCACUUAUCUGACGUUUUGAUCAUAUUUUACUACAUCAACUUCAAACUCACUUUCUUAAAUUCUCAAAAUAUUAAAUUUUUUCUAGAAACCUUAAACUCAAUUCUAAAUGCUUACUUGAAGAAGAAUCCAAUAAUUUCAAGCUUAUCAAUUCCCUUCAAAGAUAAAAUCUCAAACAUACCCCCAGAACUAUUAACUCCUGAUAAGUUGUUAAAUAAUCUAUUGUUUGUUCAAAAAGAUUUAAAUGAUCAAUUAAAAUUCGACCAGGCCAUUGCCAUUAUUCUAUCUGAAGUCUUGGUUCCAAAAUCUCAAAGACUAACAAACUCAAAUCCAGAUGGCCUAACUUCUUUAACUCCACUAUCUGUCCCUGAAUCAAUGGCAAUCGGCUCUCAGUUGAAACUUUUAUUUCAAAAUCUAUAUUUAUCCUCCACAAAUUCUGAAAAUAUUCAAAUAAAUCAAAUAAAACCCGAUUGGAAUUCCAUUUUGGACUUGAUUUUAACAAACUAUUUAAAAGAAAUCAGCUAUGUCAAUUAUCAACCUUCAGUCGCCUCUAUUUGCAACUUUUUAUCCUCUCUAGUAUCUGAUGAAAUCAUUGAUUUAUUUUUCGUCAAGCUAGCCACUUUAGAUACAAUCAACAACCACUUGAGAUAUUUAAUUUUCAAUUACAUGCACUAUUUGUCUCCAGCUGAAGGCGCCUUUAAUUUUUUUAAAUGCACAAACUUGAAAACUGUUUUUCAAACUUUUGACGAUGGAUCAAACGAUGAAGUUGGUGGCUUUUCUCCUUCCACUAUCUCCAACUUUAAAAAUGAAAAAAAUUCUUUAUGUUACUAUUUAAACAUAUCCAAGUUUUAUCUCAAGAUAAUUUCAAUUACUGGAAAAACUGACCCCUCAACGAAAUUGUUUGAAAAUGAUUUACGAGAUGCCCCCGAAUAUAUUGCUCUUGCUGCCCUCGAUAUUGAGAAAUUUCAGAAUUUGCCAAUUGUUGUGGACGUAAUAGACAGCAUUAUUGCCCAUUUGUUGACAACUUCUAAUUCACUUGGUUUAUUAACCCUAAUUGCAAAAAAAUAUGCUUCUCUUGAUCAAAAUUUUAAUCACUUUAUUUCUUUGGUUUUUGAAAUUUCUCAAAGAAACAAAGAUCCCGCUUCGAUAAUCAAAAUCACUUUGCUUUUAAAAGAUUCGAAUUACAUGAUUCCCUUUUUAAGCUAUAUCUGGCCAUUACAAUUCCCUCUUUGUUUGACUUUUUCGUCUGAAUUUGUUGCACAGGACGGUGAAACAAAGUUGAUCGAGAAAUUUUUCACCACUGAUAUAAUUGAUAGAAUUGUUUCUGAAAAACCACUUCCGAUUCCCUUAAGUGCUCUUUCCAUUCAGGAUUUCAAGAGCUUCAUUUUCAAUCACAUUUGGUCAUUCUUGGAACAAAAGGCUAAUAACCAACAAAAGAACUCUACCAUCUUAAAUUCCAAUUCUAUUUUGCCCCUUCAAAUACUCAGUUUUUUUUUAAAGUUGUUAGACAAGCUAGCAACUGGCCUACCUGAUGCAGGAGAAAAAUUAGAUAUCAUCAAAAAAAAAUGUAUUGAUACUUAUCCUAGAUUGAUCAAUUUUGGAAAUGGACAUGAUGAUGCGAUAUUGAAAAGUGCUGCUGAAUCACCUACUAAUUUAUUUGUUGAAGAAACUGAAGCCAAAAUGAAAAGCUAUUUUGUUCAACUAUAUGACAAAGUCACUGGUGUUAGAGAUUUAGUUUUAGUCUUAGGAAAAUAUAAGGAAUCAGAUAAUCCUGCUGAACAGGAUUUAUUUGCGUGCAUCAUUCAUUCUCUAUUAGAUGAGUAUAAAUUUUUUCCUUCUUAUCCAAUGACACCUCUAAAAUUAACUUCUCUUUUGUUUGGCUCAUUAAUUCAUUUUCAAAUUAUUCAAGGUCUUACUCUAACAAUUUGCUUACAAUAUAUUUUGGAAUCUUCCAAGGACCACAUUGAAUCUAAUAAGUUUAAAUUUGCUGUGCAGGCUUUGACAGUAUGCAAAAAUAGACUUGUAGAAUGGCCUUCAUACUGUAAUUUCCUUUUACAAUCUUCUAAUCUUUCAACUCAACCAGAAAUUUACAAAGUUAUUGAGAAUGUUGUUACUGGAAAGCUAAAAAUGAACUCUAAUGAUGGGAACUCCUCUGGAAACUCUCAAAGCAAUGGUAAUAUAAUUUUCAAAUCUGUUAAAGCUACCUCGGUGGUUGAAAAUGAUGUUUUUCAAGAGAAUCCUGACCAUGAUAUUUCGGAUAAACUCUUAUUUAUCCUUAAUAAUAUUACUUUCUCUAAUUUUGAUACCAAGAUGCCUGAUAUUAAAAGUCUUUUGGUGGAUAAAUAUUAUGGUUGGUUUUCGAAUUAUUUGAUUAAAGACAGAAUUGAAACAGAAGCAAACAAUCAUCCUCUAUAUCACCAGAUAGUUGAUGAAAUGAAGUCCAAUUUAUUUGAAAAUCAUGUCUUGAUGAUCACUUUUCAGCGAAUAGUUAUUUUUUUGAACCGCGGGGAAGAAAAUGGGAAGAGUCGCUUGAAAAAUUUGGGUUCAUGGGUUGGACGUUUAUCUUUUUCAAAAAAUAGAGUCAUUUUAUACAAAAAUAUUGAAUUUAAAGACUUGUUGGUUGAAGGUUACUUUAAAAAAAAACUAGAUUUUGUUAUACCCUUUGUUUGUAAAGUGUUAAUUCAAACAAAACAUUCCGAAAUUUUCAAACCCCCUAAUCCUUGGACUCUUGGUAUAAUAAAAGUUCUAGCAGAAUUAUAUGAAACAGCAAAUUUGAUUUUAAAUCUCAAAUUUGAAAUUGAAGUUUUAUGCAAUGAGCUUUCCUUAAAAUUAGAAAAUAUUGUCCCUUCUAAAAUUCUAACUAAUGAAAUUCAAGAACAGUUAAAUCACAAAGAAAAGCUUUUGAAUGUUGCAAGAGAUAUGGCUAGAACAACUAUUGAACGAAGUAUUCUUGCGAAAGCAUCUAGAUCUAACUCUUCUACUUCUACUUUAGUAUCAUCUCAAAAGAAGGAAAUUCAACAACCAAACCAGCCUCAUAUCGAGUAUCCAAGUGAAGCUGAAGUUGUUAAUCAAUCUCAGUUGCCUGGACAACCUCAACAAGGUUUUGAUACUCAAGUAUCAAAUCAGCAGUUUAAUGGACAAGUUUCAGAUGAAAUGUCAUUUUCACAACAAGUACUUGUCUCAAAUGUUAAUCAAUCUGGUAUUGCUGAAGAAGGUAUGACAUCUGAGAAUCUACUUUUAUAUAUUACUCCCUUUUUGGAGGCUUAUUUAAAUUCAUUAGCUGGCCAGUCAACGUUUGCAAAUGUGCCUGAAUUCAGGGCUUUCUUUCAAAAUGUUCUUAAGAAUGUGAUUGGAGAUUGCAUAUCUACUUGUCUUGAUAGAACGGUAGCCACAUGUGUUAGAAGUUCUUCAACACUUGUCGAGAAAGAUUUUUCACUUGAGGUUAAUGAAACAAAAUUAGUUGCUUCUGCUCAUAAUCAUGUCAAAUCCCUUGUUAGACAGUAUAUUAGACCUACUUGCCGAGAAAUAUUGAUUGAUAAAAUAAAAAAUUUUGCUUUCCAAUAUAUUAAUCAAGAACACCUUAAUGAUUUGAAUCUUGCAAUUGUGGACAAUCUUGAUGGUGCAUUGGAAAUUGUUCAAAAUGCUGCAAUGUACAUGGCUGUUCAUGAAAUUGAUUUGAAAAUUAUGCAACAAGUUCUUCUUCGCAGAAAACAUCGUCUGGAGAAUCCUAAUCAAGAGUUUUAUUCACCUGUUGCUUCAUCAUACUCUAUCGAAUUACCAUCCCCUUUAGGAUUGAAGAUUGGAGGGCUAACCCCACAACAACUUUUGGUUUAUGAUAAUUUUGGGAAAAGGCCUGUUGUGGCAAUUCAAAAUCAGCUUGAUAAUGCGGUGCGCAGUUCACCCCAAGUGGUCAAAAAGAUUGUUAAUGGUAUUCCAAUAUUUGACACUUACCCAAACUCAAAUAAUGAUCCUUCAAAUUCGGUAAAUGUUCAAACAGGAUUUUCUUCCGUUUCUAGUUCUCAAAAUCCUAUUAUUGAUUCACAGAAUACUGUCAAUGAAAGACUAAUAACAUUAAACAGUAACAUUGACAGCUUGAUUAACUCAGUGAAAAAUUUGGAUGUUUCUUUUAUCGAUUUGGUUAGCAACAAUGUGUUUACGUUAAAAAUAAAUGCCAUUUUGUUCACCUGCGGUUCUUUUAAACAUUUAUUUAAAAAUCAAUUUCCCACUAAAGUUGCCCAACAUGUCGUUAGCAAGAUUCUCGAAAAUCCUGAAGAUUCACUUUUCACUGAAACUUUGUUCUUUAUUUUAGAUAAAAUUUGUGAGGCAUUUCCUAUAACUGGUAGAGAUGUUACUUGGUGGAUUGUGAAUUCAGAUGAUUCAAGAAAAUAUAAUAUUAAAUUAAUGAAAAAAUUUUUAAACAUGGGUCUUAUUUCUGCAUCUGAUUUAGAUGGUCCUUUAUCCAAAUCCAUAUUAGCCAAAGAUGAGUUUUUGAUUAAUUUUGCUUGCAAUUUGAUUGAUGAGAUUGUUCUUGGAGCCAAACCAAUAUCUUUGAGAAGUGAUUUUGCAACUUGCAUUAAUGCACUAAGCACAAUUUCAAAUAAUUCUACUUUUAGUAAUGAAAAAGCCAGAUUAUUGCUUGAAAAGUUUAAAAAUACUCAAGGCCCUGCACUUUGUGUUAUGGAUUCCAAAAUUUCCUUGAAGUUGUCAUUGAAGUAUGUUUUUGGUGAGUGGGUUCGAUUAAAUCAAAACCCGCUAACCACUGAGAAAUUAUUAAACACAUUUAUAAUCCAAAUGUUUCAACGUAACAUAUUUAAUAAACCAGACUAUAUGGCUUUAUUUUUCAGAACUGCUGUAGAAUUUUCAGUUGUUUCUUUUUUGAGAGAUACUGAUAUCAAUAACAAAGACAAAACCAGCAAUGACGUUUUUGCUGUUACAGAUGCUUUAGCAAAAUUGAUUGUAAAGUUGAUUUAUCUUCAAGAAAGCAGUGGUUUAGAUGGUAAAAAUAGUGGUAGCAAUAGAAUGAUUUUUUUGAAACAGGUUAUUUCAAUUAUAUCUUUACAGUUUGCUUAUGAUCAUGAAAAUAACUCAACUUUUAACGAAAGACCUUACUUUAGAUUGUUUUCUGGAAUUUUGAGCGAGUGGACAGAUAUCAGGGUUUCAAUUAAAGAUCUAAAAGAUGAUGAAUUUCGUGAAGAGUUUCUUAAAUUCGAUAUGGAGAUGUUUUUGUACUUGGGGGAUGUUUUCAAUUCUUAUCAGCCUUUAAUGUUUCCUGCAUUUUUAUUUGGAUGGAUAUCUUUAAUAUCCCACAGAUUCUUUUUACCAACUAUGAUUGAGUUUCCAAACAAAGCUGGAUGGAAAAAAAUUAUCACGUUAAUAAUUUCGUUGUUGCGUUUCCAGAAUGAACAUAUCAAAGGCAAAGAAAUUCCUGAAGAUAUUGCUACUAGCUGCAGAGGUCUUACAAAUAUCUUUAGUUUGAUUUUGCAUGACUAUCCCGAAUUUUUAAUAGAGUAUCACUACCCAUUGUCAUAUUCCAUCCCUAGCAGUUUUAUCCAGUUGAAAAACAUUGUUUUUUCAGCUGUUCCAAGUGGAUUGCGAUUGGUCGAUCCAUUUUCUAUUGAGGACAUGCGUGCAUAUGAUCUAAUUGAGUAUAACAAAGAUAUUCCAAACAUUGAAAUUGAGCCUUCAACUGAUUUAUUGAAGCAAGGAUUGAAAAAGCCAAUUGACAAUUAUCUUAGGGUUCCUUCUAACUCUUUGCUAAAGAAUGUGUUGAAUGGAAUCAAAAUCAAAAGUGAGGCGAAAGAAUCUGGAAUUGGUUAUAAUACUACAUCCGUUAAUAUCAGAAUCAUCAAUGCAAUUGUUUUGUAUGUGGGUAUUGUGGAGGUUGAUGAACGUCGUGACAAUGAAAUCAAGUUUAAUCCCAAAUCCUCUCAUGUUGCUCUAAUUUCAAAUAUUAUUCAAGAAACUAAUAUUGAAACCCAAUAUCAGGUUAUUUCUGCAAUAUGUAAUCAAUUAAGGUAUCCAAAUGCUCAUACUUAUUGGUUUACAAAUCUACUAUUGUUGUUGUUCAAAACCAAUUUUAAAGAGAAAAAAGAGAAUAUUCAGCAAGUGGUUUCUCGUGUGUUGCUAGAAAGAAUGAUUGCAAACAAGCCUCAACCUUGGGGCAUUUCGUUUUUGUUUUCAGAAUUGUUGAGAAAUAAAGACAUCAAGUUCAAUGAACUACCUUUCAUUAAGUUGAUUCCUGAAGUUGAGAAAGUCUUUACAACUUUCAUUACCCACAUCAAAAAAACCCAGAUAUCUUAUGGUUGGAUAAAAUUAGUGAAUUCAGAUGAUUCAAGAAAAUAUAAUAUUAAAUUAAUGAAAAAAUUUUUAAACAUGGGUCUUAUUUCUGCAUCUGAUUUAGAUGGUCCUUUAUCCAAAUCCAUAUUAGCCAAAGAUGAGUUUUUGAUUAAUUUUGCUUGCAAUUUGAUUGAUGAGAUUGUUCUUGGAGCCAAACCAAUAUCUUUGAGAAGUGAUUUUGCAACUUGCAUUAAUGCACUAAGCACAAUUUCAAAUAAUUCUACUUUUAGUAAUGAAAAAGCCAGAUUAUUGCUUGAAAAGUUUAAAAACACUCAGGGUCUAAGAAAUAAUGAUAAUCUGAAUUCAAACCACGUCUCUUCAAAUAAUUUGCAUACUCCCUUAAACCCUCUAUCUCUAGACAUCACAGAAAAUUCUUUUCAAAUAACUCCAAUCGAAUUUCCAUCACACCCCUAUAAUCAGCUAGAUAUUAACCCUUCAGAUAUCAACAACCAAACUCUUGACGUAAUCUCAAAUUCCCAAAAUUAG